AUGGCGUCUAUACGGAACGUUGAUAAGACAUGGUGUGGGGAACUUAAGAAACGUCUCCAAAUAUCCAAAGUCGCAAUUAGUGGUGAUGCACCCCGCUUUGGUGUUUCAGAAAUCCGACGGUCGCCAGAAACGGCGGAAGAAGUUUGUUCGCCGGAUUCAUCUAGCACAUUUCAAAAUUUAAUAACCUCUUUUUAUGUAAUAAGGAUGACAUGCCGAGGCGGACAGAAUAUGCUAGGGCGGAAGGGAAUGAAAGAUGUGAAAGGUUUGGGCCCCGUUGGCGCUGUUCAACUUGCAGGAUGGAGUCCAUAUGAACCUCCCUAUGCUCGGCUGGAGACAAUGAAUGAUAUAGUUAUUUUUACCAUAGAUUUCUACCCAGAUCGUCUACGUUGGAGGUCUAGUAGACGUAGACGAUCUACCCAGAUCGUCUACGUUGGAGGUCUAGGCAUCACUGAUGUUUGUGGUCUACGCAAAACGCGUACGCCUCGCUUAGCCAUCGAUGAGCUAAUGGAUCCAGAAAUCAAACGAAACUUUCAGAAGGGGCUCCUCGAAUGCCUGUCGGACCGUCCCACGUCGGAUAUAAACGGCUACUGGGAAGACAUAUACAGUGCUACUCAGAGCCGGGACUUAUGUUUGCGGUACAACCCAGCCAAAUUCAUCCAAAAUUUGAUUUCUAAUAGGACAGCGGCUUUGCUGGAAACCCAGCGACGGAUUCUUGUGGCCAUAACCGCAACUCAAUCCGACAGAUCAUCCGACACCACGUAA
Messenger RNA from Opisthorchis viverrini, 762 nucleotides. RefSeq lists its product as hypothetical. NCBI's taxonomy places the organism in Eukaryota, Metazoa, Platyhelminthes, Trematoda, Opisthorchiida, Opisthorchiidae. The coding region runs from base 1 to 762 and encodes 253 amino acids. The transcript has 4 exons. The record is from RefSeq and is a predicted model, not a curated record.